Sardina pilchardus (European sardine) is the source of this 3356-nucleotide messenger RNA. It is a transcript of the gene adipor1a, whose product is annotated as adiponectin receptor 1a. Gene Ontology annotation, biological process: adiponectin-activated signaling pathway. The coding region runs from base 216 to 1346 and encodes 376 amino acids. Gene Ontology annotation, cellular component: plasma membrane. The record is from RefSeq and is a predicted model, not a curated record. The transcript has 9 exons. Gene Ontology annotation, molecular function: signaling receptor activity. NCBI's taxonomy places the organism in Eukaryota, Metazoa, Chordata, Actinopteri, Clupeiformes, Clupeidae.
UGGCUGUUCGCCUUGUUUUUGUCAGAAUCCGGAAGCGAUCACAUUUCAUCUCACUGUUUGGAGAAUAAGUUUGAAUGCAAGAGCGCAGAAGUCUUAUUUGCAGGUGGGAGCAGUAGAGCCGCCUCCUCGUUUGGACCCUUGUCUCAGUGGAUCCUGACGUGCGACGCUCCCCCUGCUGGCGCUAGAGAGUGGCGAGGCCUCAGGAGAGCGCACGUAUGUCCGCCCGCAACGGGUCUGCCAGCGACGCAGACUGCCAGAUCUCCGAGGACUGCCGCGUCCCCGCCGACCUGGAGCUGAUGGAGCUGGGGCCCCUGCUGGAGGGGGCCAACCAGCCUGGGGGGGGCAAGAGCAUCGCCGCCGAGGGGUCGGCCUGUGUGGCGGAGGAGGAUGAGGACGAUGACGAGGUGGGGGAGGUGCUCACACUGCCCCUGCAGGCACAUCACGCCAUGGAGAAGAUGGAGGAGUUUGUGCACAAGGUGUGGGAGGGGCGCUGGCGUGUGAUCCCGUUCCACGUGCUGCCGGAGUGGCUGAAGGAUAACGACUACCUGCUGCACGGCCACCGCCCCCCCAUGCCCUCCUUCAGAGCCUGCUUUGGCUCCAUCUUCAGGAUCCACACCGAGACCGGCAACAUCUGGACUCACCUGCUGGGGCUGAUCCUGUUCAUCUGCCUGGGCACCCUGACGAUGCUGAGGCCCAACGUGUACUUCAUGGCUCCGCUGCAGGAGAAGGUGGUGUUCGGCAUGUUCUUCCUGGGAGCCGUGCUCUGCCUCUCCUUCUCCUGGCUCUUCCACACCGUCUACUGCCACUCCGAGAAAGUCUCGCGCACCUUCUCCAAGUUGGACUACUCUGGCAUAGCGCUGCUGAUCAUGGGCUCGUUUGUGCCGUGGCUGUACUACUCGUUCUACUGCUCGCCCCAGCCGCGGCUCAUCUACCUCACCAUCGUGUGUGUGCUCGGCAUCGCCGCCAUCGUGGUGGCCCAGUGGGACCGCUUCUCCACGCCACGCCACCGCCCCACUAGAGCAGGAGUGUUCAUGGGCCUGGGUCUGAGUGGCAUAGUUCCCACGAUGCACUUCACCAUCGAGGAGGGCUUUGUGAAGGCCACGACGGUGGGCCAGAUGGGCUGGUUCUACCUGAUGGGGGCCAUGUACAUCACCGGCGCCGGCCUCUACGCCGCACGCAUCCCCGAGCGCUACUUCCCCGGGAAGUGCGACAUCCUGUUCCACUCUCACCAGAUCUUCCAUGUGCUGGUGGUGGCGGCGGCCUUCAUCCACUUCUACGGCGUCUCCAACCUGCAGGAGUUCCGCUACGGCCUGGAGGGCGGCUGCACCGACGACACUCUGCUCUGAAACGCAACACGCUCACACACACACACACCCACACACAUACACACACACAUACACACACACACCUCUCCCUCCUCCUCAGAAAUGUGCUGCUGGAUAAAUGAAUAGGUCAUGACCUCUCCUCUCUUUCUCCCUCUCUGCACUCUGCACUCCCUCUCUCCCUCUCUCCUCUCCUCUCUGCUCUCCAUCCUCCCGGCCUCUUGGGUUGUUUAGUGUGGAGCUGCUGGACCUCCAGGUGGGGCGAUGCUGCAGCAGCACGCUCUGGUGAGCCCAGUUGAAGGGGUCAGCUGUAGUGGGUGGGUGGGGUUAUCUCUCUCGGGUAAGUUGGGUUAUCUCUCUCGGGUUAGUUGGGUUAUCUCUCUCGGGUAAGUUGGAUUCAAGGGGUUAGCGAUGAGGGAUAGCAUCUCUCAUCUCUUUAUCAUAAGCUGGAUUGAGGGGGUUAGCUGUAGCGGGUGGGGUUAGCAUCUGAUGCUAAGAGGUUAGCCGCUGAUUAACCUCUCUGGUCAGUUGGGUUAGCAUCUGAUGCUAAGAGGUUAGCCGCUGAUUAACCUCUCUGGUCAAUUGGGUUAGCAUCUGAUGCUAAGAGGUUAGCCGCUGAUUAACCUCUCUGGUCAAUUGGGUUAGCAUCUGAUGCUAAGAGGUUAGCCGCUGAUUAACCUCUCUGGUCAAUUGGGUUAGCAUCUGAUGCUAAGAGGUUAGCCGCUGAUUAACCUCUCUGGUCAAUUGGGUAAAUGGGUUUCCUCAGCGGUAUUAGCACCUGACUCUUAACACACACACUCCUCACCCAAAACAGUGGCGACUAUUUCAAUCUUUCUACACACACUCCUCACCCAAAACAGUGUUGACUAUUUCAAACGCUUCUUCUUCAGUCCGGCCCAAGAGGGCUUCCCUCACAGACAGCAGAGGAUGCUGGGACGCAUACGGCCCUAGUCUGGUCCGGACCAGAACCGGCCUCUUUCUGGGCUGGGGAGGAAGUGAGGGCAUUGCCUCCGCCAUCUGGCCCGUCACACGAUUGGCUAAUCCUCAGACAGGGCAUCCAAUCCGUGAACACGUAAACGAUGUGUUGUUUUUUCUAAGCAGACUGGGAACGCACAAAGGGUGUGAUGGUGGGUAGAAUAACCAGGUCAAAGGUCAAACCCACUCUCGAGGUUCCACUGGUAUCCGGAGCGUUCUCCGUGAGGUCGACCUCAGAACUCAAGGUCAAGCUGGUGCACCUUCCGGUGGCAUCACUCCAGACGAGAGCAGACAGUGCAGCGCCAGGCCGCCUGCACCAUAGAUAUAGAAAGCUCUAUAUGUCUAUACCAUAGAUAUAUAUAUAUGUCUAUGGCCUGCACCAUAGAUAUGUAAAGCUCUAUGUGUCUAUACCAUAGAUAUGUCUAUGGCCUGCACCAUAGAUAUAGAAAGCUCUAUAUGUCUAUACCGUAGAUAUAUAGACCAUAGAUAUGUAAAGCUUUAUGUGUCUAUGGCCUGCACCACGUGUACAAUAUAGAUAUAGAAAGCGUUAUAUGUCUAUGGCCUGCACUACGUGUACAAUAUAGAUAUAUAAAGCUUCAUAUGUCUAUGGCCUGCACUACGUGUACAAUAUAUAUAUAUAAAGCUUUAUAUGUCUAUGGCCUGCACCACGUGUACAAUAUAGAUAUAUAAAGCGUUAUAUGUCUAUGGCCUGCACUACGUGUACAAUACUCCUCUAGUAUUCCUGUGCCUUAGGCCACUGGAAAUAGUUUUAAAUAGUUUUGGGCCAACACUGCAGUCUAGUGAACUUAGGGUCUUGCAUAUAAAUAUUCUUUUUUUCUUACUCCAAUCCAGUCACUAGUGAAUGAAUGUUGACCUCCAUCAAACUGCUGUAUAUGGCCACUAGUGUUAGCUCUCUUUUCAAUAAGCUUACUUUAUGUGGCGUUAUUUCAAAGACUAAAACAAUCUGUGUAUUCAUUUCUUGUUAUGUGUAGACAAGUGGUAAAUCAAACAUUUCACUGAAAUUGUGAAGAUUAAAAUAAAUAUUUAUGAAUGAUAAAA